CGGUGGAACCUUAAGUAGGUCACGGUGCAGCUAGUAUGGAACCAUCGAUAAGAACAGUCUUCGGCCCAAAGUCGUGACUCUUCUCGGCGGGCUUUUUCUGAUAUUGUAUCCCGCCAGGUUUCGGACGACCGUGGAAGUGCGAUUAUUCAGAGCAUCAAUUCUUCACCCCCAAGAAGGCACUUCAAUUGACACCGCCCACUCCACUGGUUGCGUUCUUCACAGUGGGCUUCGGGUACGCAAUUGCUUGUCAUGGCCGAGCAUGGCAAUCCCGAGCAAUCGAUUGCUUAUCAUGUACGCACACGCGAGUCGGACGGGGAAGACGAAGGCGGGGUCGAUUCUGGCGCAGCUCAACAAGAGAUAGCAGACGAUAUGGCCAGCCCAUGGAACGAGUCUGCUAUGGAGUACGAACAGGGCGAUCUGGAGGAGGGAAUGCUGCCCAGGGAUUUGCCUAAACGCACAACAUUCUACGACCCAGUGGCCGAGCGUCAAAUGAGCCAGACCGAUGCCAAGCUCUUCUACCAGCGCAGCAAAGCCGACCCCAAAAGUGGCUCUGGAAGCGCUGUCUGGUCACACACAACGCCCUUUGGCAGUCCCAUGAUAGCAUCUGGCUCCCAUCCGGCAACCGAAUAUGGAGGUGACUCUCUGGUACUAGACUCGGACGGUCGUCACUCAGACGUCCCAGGGUCUUGGAAAAGCCGACCAGAGACACCUUCCCAACAUGCGGAAUCAACACCGCCAACAAGCUUCCCUCAGAAGGCCAAGGUUCAGGGCUCUCCCGCCGCUAGAUACCAGGGAGGCGCAGCUGCCCGUGAAACCCAAGCUUCCUUCGAAGGACAUGGCCCCCAAGUCACCAAUGUCGGGCUGUCUGGGAAUAGUCUAUUCGACACGGAACCGCACAUUACGUCGGAAUUGAGUGAGAUUUCGAAGAACAUCCAGCGCAUUCUAGAUUUGAGGCGCAAGUAUAUCAAUUUGUCGAACCAGGGCCCGAACGACAAUCCUCGAGACCAGCCAGGUUGGGAUGUUUACCCACCACCGCCUGACCCCGCCUGGACCCGCAGCAACGAGGGUCAAAAUGGCCCUGGAGGUCCAUCCAGUGCCCCAGACGGUCUUGCCGGUGGUGCUCAUCAAGGAAAGGCGAAGGAUUCGAAACGACCAAACCGCAAGCGCAAACCAGGCCAAGACAUCGGAGAAGAUUUCGAUAUGGAAGACCUUCUCCCAUUGCCGGGGGAUGAUGGAAUGAUCUUUGAGCAAGAUGCGAGUGGCGUUUAUCAAGUCUUCGACAGCGCUGAUGCCCAGGCACCUGCGGUGAAGGUGCCCACGAUUCGCGAGUUUUACAUGGACUUGGACGAGCUACUGAACACAUCGUCGGACGGUCCCACGAAAAGCUUUGCCUUUCGACGACUACAAUAUCUUGAAGGCAAAUUCAACCUCUAUGUUCUACUAAACGAGUAUCAAGAGACAGCAGACAGUAAGAAAGUGCCGCACCGAGACUUCUACAACGUUCGAAAGGUCGAUACUCAUGUUCACCACUCGGCAUGCAUGAACCAGAAGCAUCUUCUGCGAUUUAUCAAGAGCAAGAUGAAGAAAUUCCCCAACGAGGUGGUCCUAUACAGGGAUGGCAAGCACUUGACGUUGGCAGAGGUCUUUGCCAGUAUCAACUUGACCGCAUACGAUCUGAGCAUUGACACUCUGGAUAUGCAUGCCCACACGGACUCGUUCCAUCGAUUCGAUAAGUUCAACUUGAAGUACAACCCCAUCGGGGAGUCGCGUCUUCGCACGAUCUUUCUGAAGACGGACAAUUUCAUCCACGGCCGCUACUUGGCUGAGAUCACGAAAGAAGUCAUCUCUGACUUGGAGUCGAGCAAGUACCAGAUGGUUGAAUGGAGAGUUUCGAUAUACGGAAAGUCUAUCGAUGAAUGGGAUAAGCUCGCUGCGUGGGUGGUUGACAACAAGCUAUUCUCUCACAAUGUGAGAUGGCUGAUUCAGAUACCACGUCUCUACGAUGUCUAUAAGGCAAGCGGCUUGAUGGACACGUAUGAGUCGAUUGUGCAGAACAUCUUCCAACCACUUUUCGAAGUUACCAAGGAUCCAUCAAGCCAUCCCAAGCUACAUGUGUUCCUGCAACGCGUCAUUGGCUUUGACAGUGUCGAUGAUGAGAGCAAGGUCGAAAGACGGCUCUUCAAAAAGUUCCCGGUCCCCAAAGAAUGGAACACCAAGCAAAACCCGCCUUACACGUACUGGAUCUACUAUCUCUACUCCAACACAGCAUCUCUCAACUACUGGAGGAAAAAGAGGGGCUUCAACACCUUGGUAAUUCGCCCACAUUGCGGCGAAGCCGGUGACAGUGAGCACUUGGCCGUGGCAGCGCUGUGCUGCCACAGUAUCAGCCAUGGACUGCUUUUGCGCAAGGUACCACUGCUGCAGUAUGUGUUUUACCUGGAGCAGAUUGGCAUUGCAAUGUCCCCGUUGAGCAACAACGCGCUCUUCCUCGCGUACGACCGCAAUCCAUUUCACCAGUACUUCAAGCGCGGCUUGAAUGUGUCAUUGUCGACCGACGAUCCCCUUCAGUUUGCGUUCACCAAAGAGCCUCUGAUUGAGGAGUACUCUGUCGCGGCCCAAAUCUACAAGCUCAGCUCCGUGGACAUGUGUGAACUCGCAAAGAACUCUGUUCUGCAGAGCGGCUAUGAACUGUCGAUUAAGAAGAAGUGGUUGGGCGAUGGUUGUGAUCGGCCGGGACGGCUCGGCAAUGUUAUGGUGAAGACUAACGUGCCGGAUCGAAGAGACGAGUUCAGGUAUCACACUCUCCUCCAGGAGAGGGAUGUGCUUCGACAAUAUGUAAACCAUGGUCAAGAGACAGCAGUCCCACCAAGUACAAGUGGCCCCGAGUCCAACACCAAUGGCGGUACGCCAGCCAAAGGUUUCCAAACUCCCGCAGAUGCACCGACAAACGGGGCGCCAUCAGGCACGGUGGAAGAUCCCCAGAGCGUACAGGCAAACCACAACGAUUACGGUGCUCAUCUUUCUGGAAACGAGGCCCGCGCAUUUCCUGGCGUCUUCACGCGCGGGAACCGCACAGGCAGCCUGCGGAAGGACGACCCAGCUCCGGGUACUCAUACACCCAGCGACGGAAACACCUCUUAGUGCAGUGGACGGCUCCGGUCUCUGAGUGAAUCAGAAGUGAAUACCUUGUGCAAGUUUUAGGCGACUGCUGUUGGUCCACCCUCUCUACCGGCAGAGACGACUAGACUAGUAGUAGUCUUUAGAAGACCUUUAUGUAAUCAUGGUCGGAGGUACUUGACUCGUGUGGCCAUCGGAAUUUGCACAAACAAUCGACAACAAAUGUUCCUAACUAAAUAUGCAAGUGUACGGGUUGCGAGAAUGUUUGGGUAUCUCGGUGGAUUGAGUGGCUGCUGCCCCUUUGGAUGGAUCGAUCACCACUGUCGCACUGGACCUGAUGACGUCGGGAAUGCAGCCGAGUGACUGGAGUGCACGCGCAUUUUAGCUCACUCUGUGGCGCAAAUCUAGUUGGACGGCAGAGCAUAAGCAGAAAAGAACGUCUAUGACACGCAGGGGGAUUUCGGGUGCAGCACUAUACA
This is a messenger RNA of Emericellopsis atlantica, 3596 nucleotides long. RefSeq lists its product as uncharacterized. Gene Ontology annotation, biological process: IMP salvage; AMP metabolic process. Lineage: Eukaryota; Fungi; Ascomycota; Sordariomycetes; Hypocreales; Bionectriaceae. The record is from RefSeq and is a predicted model, not a curated record. Gene Ontology annotation, molecular function: AMP deaminase activity. The coding region runs from base 250 to 3141 and encodes 963 amino acids. Gene Ontology annotation, cellular component: cytosol. The transcript is spliced from 4 exons.